Dendroctonus ponderosae (mountain pine beetle) is the source of this 621-nucleotide messenger RNA. Its product is annotated as microtubule-associated proteins 1A/1B light chain 3A. Gene Ontology annotation, biological process: cellular response to nitrogen starvation; macroautophagy; autophagosome assembly. Lineage: Eukaryota; Metazoa; Arthropoda; Insecta; Coleoptera; Curculionidae. The record is from RefSeq and is a predicted model, not a curated record. Gene Ontology annotation, molecular function: ubiquitin protein ligase binding. Gene Ontology annotation, cellular component: autophagosome membrane; cytosol; autophagosome.
ACAUCAAAAAGGAAGAGAUCAUGGCAAUCAAGGACCGGUUUCCUUCGAAAAUACCGGUAAUCAUUCACAAAUACCAAAAGGAUCACUUCUUGCCAGUAUUAGACAAGUCCAAAUUUUUAAUCCCGGGCGACAUGUCGAUGUCCCAUUUCCAGGCCAUUUUAAGAAAACGUCUGCGGAUGAGUAACACUCAAGCUCUAUACCUAUUGGUGAAUGAACGAACGAUGAUGAGUCUAUCUCUAACCAUACAGGAAGUGUAUAAGGAACACGCGCAACCUAAUGGGUUUCUUUACAUUACCUAUGCAGCGCAAGAGGCAUUUGGAGCUCGGGAAGAUUCCGAGUCUAAAAAGGAAACCAUUCAACUUUUAUCUGCAAUGAAUGCCACUUCUGCUACACUUCCACUACUGAAAUAAUAAUAUAAGAGGAGAUGGAAAAAGACUGAAUACAACUCAUUUUUCUGUUAUAUAAUUUAAAUAAGCAUCAGAAUCGUAUGUAAACGGAAAGAACAUAAAGUUUGAUUUUUCAUUAAAACGAUACGAUUAUUUUAAAUUACAUUUAGCACUUCGACCAAACCAAAUAUUAUGUAGUGUCCAUAACCUAGGAAUAAAUUCGAUUAAAAUUCAA